Messenger RNA from Phytophthora sojae, 324 nucleotides. RefSeq lists its product as hypothetical. NCBI's taxonomy places the organism in Eukaryota, Oomycota, Peronosporomycetes, Peronosporales, Peronosporaceae. The coding region runs from base 1 to 324 and encodes 107 amino acids. The transcript is spliced from 3 exons. The record is from RefSeq and is a predicted model, not a curated record.
AUGGAGAAAAAUGCUUCUUUCGUCGACACUGCCUACUGCGAAGCCCGCAGUCAGACCGAGGAGCUGGUGCGUGAGUGUGAUGACAUUGUGCUCUUCCGAUCCACGCAUUGCCCGAUGGCCCUGAAAGCAGCGGCUAAGCGCUAUAUGGCGCUUAGUCAAGGCGUCAUGCUCAAUGCUCUCCGCAGCCAGAUGCCGGAGCUGCCCGUGCAGGUGCUGGGGCUGGCAGCAAAGAGCUGCAUGAACUGCAUGAGCCUUCGUCUUGUGAACAAGAUGACACUUCACUGCACUCAGACAGUCGCCGUCAAUGCAAUGUUCCGUCCAUGA